This is a messenger RNA of Paramecium tetraurelia, 3159 nucleotides long. RefSeq lists its product as uncharacterized. The transcript is spliced from 2 exons. Gene Ontology annotation, biological process: cGMP biosynthetic process; intracellular signal transduction; receptor guanylyl cyclase signaling pathway. Gene Ontology annotation, molecular function: peptide receptor activity; guanylate cyclase activity. NCBI's taxonomy places the organism in Eukaryota, Ciliophora, Oligohymenophorea, Peniculida, Parameciidae. The record is from RefSeq and is a predicted model, not a curated record.
AUGCUGAAACUCUAGAAGCAAUAGUAAAAGAUGAUUAUCUAAAAUAUCAUUUUGUUGUGCUGUGUUGGAGCUUACUAAUUAGAUGAGAAAUAAAAAGGGAAACUUUUAAAAUUGAUUACAAUUACUGAAAGAUAUAUUGCAUCUAUUGGUGCUGGAUUAGACAAUUAAUAUUUCUUUUACAAAUCUAAUUAUUCUUUUAAUUUAUAUGAUAAAGAUCCACAAUGUGCACUUUCUAACCCAAAUUUUUUAAUUUCUAAGACUGAUUAAAUGCUUAAAUUGCUAUUUUAUUAUUGCCCAGCUACCUACUUAAAUUAUGAAUCUGUCAUUUUAAUCUAGAUUUAUCGAUGCUUUUUAUUUGGCUUUUUCUCUUAUAUGAUAGAUUAUUAAAAUCAAUUUUAUGCUUUAGAAGAAUUAAUUUUCUUUGUAUUAGUUCCAAGCAAUUUUGUUACAUGUAUUCUUAAUUAUGAAAAUUUUCUGCAUUAAAAAUCAUUUGACAAAAAUUAAUUUGAAAUAUAUCGAAAGAGACUGGAGUUGAUAAAAUAAAGUAAUAUUUAUGUCAAAAUAAUCAAAAUAAUCUUUAUAGCUUUACUAGAUUCAAUUUUAGUUUAAAUUUGUUUUAAUAUAUUUGAUAUAUUCUAAAAUUAAGAACUCACAGAUUAUUCUGUUUUUAUGUUCAUCAAUUUUGAAUUAAUGGAAAAGUCAAAAUACAUUAUGACUCAGUUCAACUCAUACUAUGAUUUAGGUAGGAUGCUAAAACUAAUAUUCUCUUACAUAAUAUUAUUAUCUUUGUUAGUAUUAAUAUAUGGUCUUGUGAUCACAGAUAUUGUAUACUAAUUAUCAAGCUUAAAUUUUAUAUUUUGGGUAUUUGGACUCAUAUUUGCUCUAUCAAUCUCAUUUAUAUAGUAAGAAGUGUUAAUACUUACUGAAUUUAGCUUCCCAUGUCCAAAUGAUAUUCAAUUUCACAUCGAAAAUCGUAAUUAGAUAGAAAAGUUAAGCUAAUCUUUGAAAUAUUUAAACCAAUAAUAAUCAAAUGAGCCAAAAUUGUUUAUUGAGAAAUUAUUUGAGGGAAAAGACUUUAUGGACGAAUAACUUCUUAAAAAGAUUAAGGGAGAUUAAUAAAUGACUGAUUAAAUGGAAAAAGACUUAAAAUUUACAGAUAAGAGAACAGAAAAGGAUUUUCUUAAUUGGCUCAAACCUUAAAAUAUAUAUAUUUAUUACAUUUAUGAAUUAACUAUAUUUGGAAUAAGAAUCUAUUAAUAAAUCACUAAUCUUUAAAUAGCUUAUUUUGUUAUCUCUAUUAUUUAAUUUGUAGUGAUGAGUUUACUCCCUUUAAUACACAUAUCUAAAUUUAAACCCUUAGUUUAGAUAGGUUUAAGAUUUGCAUUUUUUAUAGUGUUACAUAUCUUAUUAGAUACCUAAAUUAAUGAAACUCUAAUGUUUCUGAUUGCAAUUACCCUGACACAUCACCCAUUAUUAGGGAUAUAUGGAUAUUAUUGUGUGUGCUUUAUUACAACUAUAUUAGAUAUGCUAAUGGUGGGAAUCUUUACUUAUACUGAUCCAUAUCUCAUUCUAAAUCAUGGUUUAAUUUUAAUUGAAGUUUGUCUUCCACUAAUGUUUUAAGUUUAUAAAACAGAAUUCUUAUAAAGGUAUUAAUAUGUCCUUUAAAACAAAUUGUUGGAUGAAUAUAAAAAGCUUAACGAUGCUUUAGGUUUGCUGAUGCCACGUUUUAUUAAAGAAAGAAUGUCAAAAGGAUAGAUAUAAAUAUCAGAAGAUCAAGGAGAUGUUGCAAUUUUAUUUUGUGAUAUUUACGAUUUUGAUGACAUUAUCAGAAAUGAAUAAAUCAAAGUUGUUGAAUUUUUAGACAAUUUAUAUCGUUAAUUUGAUUAAUUCUGUUAAGCAAAUGAAUUAUAAAAGAUUGAAACCGUUGGUAAAACCUAUAUGGCAGCAGGUGGAUUAAAAGACUAUAACAUUUCUGAUAAUUUAAAUCCUACAGAAAGAAUUUUAGAUACAGCCCUUUAAAUGCAAGAAAGUGUUAAAACUAUGAAAUAUGGAGACAACAAGGCUGUCAUUCUCAAAAUUGGUAUUCACUAUGGAAGAGUCAUAGCAGGUGUGAUCGGGGCUCAUAAACCGUAAUUUUCAUUGAUAGGGGAUACUGUAAAUACAACUAGUAGAGUUUGCUCAACAUCAGAACCAGGAAUUGUAACUCUUAGCUAAUAAGCUUAUGAAAAAGUCUCUAACAAGAAAUAUUAAUUUAAAUUAAGGGAAGUGGAGGCUAAAGGCAAAGGAACUAUUAAAACUUAUUAGUUUAUUAAAGGCGACAAAAAAUAAUAAUAAGCAAUUUUAAAAGUUGCUGAUAAUAUAUCAAAAUCUCCUAAUCCUCAUUUAUAAAAUUAAAUGAUCAAAAAAAUAUCUGAAAAUUUGAAGAACAAAUAACAAACCAUUCUAAAAAAAGUAUCGAUGAAUGAAGAAAAAUAAGAUAUUGCCCCAGUAACAAUUUAAAAUACAAAUAUGAAUGUAAAUACCAAAUUAAUAUAACUUUCAUCUCCAUAAUCUAUACAACCAAUGAUUAGAGCUUAAUCUAGAUCAGUAUUUAAUUCUUCAUAUUAAAUGGCUUUACUUGUGCCUAAUGAAUAGGAUUAAGAUAAUAAUAAUAACAAUAACAUAAAUAACAAUAACAUCAAUAAUAAUAACAACAAUAAUAAUAACAAUAAUAUUAGCAAUAACAAUAAUAAUAACAAUAAUAAUAACAAUAAUAAUAAUAAUAACAAUAAUAAUAAUAAAUAAGAAGAAAAGGAAAAAUUUAAUCUCAAUAAUAUAUAAGGUGAUGGCUUAAAAUCUAGCAUGCCUCUAGGGGGGGCUGCAGCAGGUUAAUAUUCAAAAAGAGUAUCAAAUUUAGCAUUUGAAUUAAAUCCAAUAAAAUCAAGAAAAUCUGUUUACAGGAGAGCAGGUACCAAAACAAAUUUACCUGAAUAAGAUUAAAUUUUAGGAAUGGGUACUAGUGGUUAAAAAUUGGCAGAAAGCGUAAGGGCUGAUUUGCCUGUGAAAAGAAAGAGAACUAGAAUAUUAGCUGAAAAAUAAAUGGAUUUUAUAGAUAGAAUAGAAUCUUUAUCUGUCUCGCAAAACACCAAAGGAAUUGAAGCAGGAAUCUCUUAUGGAUGA